AUGAACGACCCUUCGCAUCCCAAAAUCGCAUCGACGUCCCGCAAGGGCAAGGAGAGGGAACCUGCUCAGAUGGAUAUUGCAGACAAGCUCAUCGCGCUCAAGCGCAAGCAAGCAACGUCCAACCCAUCCGUCCUCUUCACACCAAGAGCCUCAUCGGCCCACCCCACCUCACCGCGGCGGCUACAUGCGCCCCCCAUGCCCAACCCGAGCAUUGUUGUCUCGGAAGGCUCCCCACAAUAUGAGGCCGAUCCAGACGACUUCUCGCGGCGGCUCAAGAUUUCCUCAUCCUCCCCACGCGGCCCGCACGCGCGCCCUGCUGCCAACGGCAGUCCCGGUAAGCUCUACGAUCCCAACACCGACUCGGUCCGCAAGACUGCCCCCCAUGUCACUGCCGAGCCAGACGCGAUGUCCGAUGCCGCAUCGAGUUCUCAUUCACCGCGAGUCUCCCGCAUGCACCAGUCCCCUCAGGGCGCCCGCAACCUCGUCGAACACCGACAGCUCUUCGAUCCUCGCAAGCACGAUGCGGUUCAGUUCUCUGCCCAGAACCGACAUAACGCCACUGUCACCCCAUUGCCGAGCGGUCGCCCAACCCCUACACCCAAGUCUUCAGGAGACUGGGUCUCCGCGUCUUCAACCUCCUCCGCUUCGUAUGCCCAUUCAUCUAUAUCUUCCAACUUCACUCUCUCCUCCGCCACCGACUCCUCUUCUGCAUCAUCCGCUCUUUUCGACUCCUCAAAUCCCGCGGGCCGGAGGUCCGAGGACAGCGCCUCUAGCGCGAACGCCUUCUCUCGAAAACUGAAGGAGGUUUACCGAAUGAUCAGUGGCCUGGAGACCAGGCUGUUGGGUAGCGACAAGGAUCGGGACAGGGCAGAGGAUGGUGAGCGUGGAUCGCGGGGGGUAUUGAUCAAGGGACGCGCGAGCAGCAACGCUCUCGCGAGUACAACCGAUGAGGGCGAGUCUGAGCGGUGGCGAAAGCUCGUAUCAGAGCACCAGCAACUUGCGGAAUGCAUCCGCGAGAUGCUCGCUCUUACGCUUGCGCCCACGGUGCCCGCUUCUCUCAAGAACAUCCCGCAGAAGUACAACCUAAUCAUUAGGUUAUGGUCCCAUGCAUUCUACCAUCUUCUGGAGUCGCUUCGUCACGCCGCGCGGCCACCAACAAGCUCGCCAGUAGCUCUUGAGUACCUUCAGCAAUUCCUUAACUAUGCCUAUGUAUUCUACGGCGGUCUCAUCGAGGAACGCAACUUCGCGCAAUACCGCGGGCCGUUCCUCGAGGCUCUCGGCGACUUGUCUCGCUACUGGAUGGCCGUCAGCGCCCUCAUCGAAGGCACUCAUUCUACAGGCAACACACUCACGGUAUCCGCCGUUGCCAAGAACAACCUGCUCGCCUCCAACACCCCUCGCCCAUCGUCCCCGAAUCCUCCCGCCACCGAUCUCCCGUCAGCUGCGGUGUCGCCAACCCCUGCGCGGAUCGACGACAGCCCUCAGUCGUCUGAGGCUGAGAUGCCUCUUGGUGCCGAUGACGUGGGUGCUGUUCUCCAUAUCCACAACAUCCCUAGCGUCGGUCAGGAGGCAGCCCGCUUGAUGGAACUCGACCCCGACAAGGAGCGCUGGCGGCAGGUCGCGAAGGAUUGGUUCGCGCGAGGGCUCGCAAUUACCCCCAACUCCGGCAAGCUCCAACACCACCUCGGGUUGCUUUGUCGCGACAAGGACGGCUUGGAUGAAGAGCUGCGCGGCGUCUAUCACUUUGCGAAGAGUCUGGUCGCGUUCCACCCAUUCCCCACCGCGCGCGAGUCCGUGCUCAACAUGUGGACGCAACCGUUGCAGGCGCGUCGGCAAGCACCUGAUGCGUCGCUCACGGAGCUCUUCGUCGCCCUACACGGCAUGCUCUUCACCAACAUCCAGCUCGACGACUUCAAACGCGUUCUGGAGCGUUUCCAAGAAAAGCUGCAGAUCGGCGACGGCGAGCAAGUGGAGGAACGCGAAUGGAUCAUGAUGGCCCUGGUCAACGUGAGCGCGCUCCUCGAGUACGGCCGCGCCACGGCUGUUCUUCACCGCGUCAGUGGUAUCGAGUCCCGGGGGAACAAUGCGAGCCCGACGCUCCCUACAGGCGCGGCAGCAGGCCGGAUCAAGGUGCUCAUGGCAAAGCGACUCGACGGCGACAUGGACGUCGAUGACGAGGAGGCCCCCUCCGUCGCCUCAGCAACUGCGGCCGCCGCGUCGAGCGAGCCGGAACUACCCGCUUCUCUUUCCCUGGCGAUGCAGCUCGCAUUUGUUAUGCUCUCGCAUACCCUUCGCCACCCCUUCCGCCGGCCAAGCGAAUACGCGUCACCUACCCUCAACCCCUACAACACCAUCUUCCUUACCUUCCUUGCGACCGUCCUCCGCGAUCCGCACGUCCGCUCAGCCCUCGAACGGGCCGUUCCGUGGGAGGAGCUUGCGAGCUUCCUCGUCCAUAUCCCUCGCCGUGACCUCAUCCGCGAGCACCAGAAGGUCAGCGUCGAGAGCGGGCUCCUGCUCACGAGUGGCUGCAAGCCUCUCCCGGAGGACUGGUGCAUUCGCGGUAUGGGCUGGGGCGGCAAGAAGGUGUUCGAGCGGGGGUUCUGGAACAAGGACGCCGACACCGCCGGAGAAGAGCGCAACAUCGAGGUCGAGGUCCUCGACCGCAUCGAGAUGCCCGACCAUGGCAUGGACGGCAUCAUCGAGGACGAGUCCGACGAGCAGGAGGGCCACUCCAACGACCAGUCGCCCGAGAAGCGGAGGUGGGCCCGUCUUGCGCGGGCGGGCCUCCGCAUCGCGCGCGACAUCCACGGCUUCAAGUUCUCGGCGUCGUCUGCGCAGGAGGGCACCCGGCCAGCUUUCCGGGUCGAGGGCGCACUUGCGGAGAAGGUUGCGCGAUGGAAGGAGGAAGAGCAGCGCGAACGCCUGGCGGAGGAGCAGCGGCUCCGGGGGACGAAAUGGAGCGACGACUCCAUGGAUGUCGACGACGUCGAGAUGCAGGAGGACGAGUCGGAUGCGGAGGACGGUGAGGCUGACAGUGAGGAAAUCCGCAAGCUCAAGGAGCGCCGGAGGCACCUCCAGGCAUUGCUUGAGUCAGGUCAACGUGAGGCGCCUUCGCGUCGCCCUCGUGGAUCGCGCCGGACAGACCCGUCCCGGCCUGCGCUCCGCUGUGUCCCGGGCUACAGCGUCCUCGUCGUGGACACGAACAUCCUCCUCUCGUCGCUGCAGGAGUUUUCCUCUUUGGUCGAGUGCAACAAGUGGACGGUGGUAGUCCCUCUUCCGGUCAUCAUGGAGCUCGACAGCCAGUCGUCGAACAUGAACCAGCUCGGCGAGGCUGCGGGCGCCGCCCUCCAAUACAUCUCGUCGCACGUGCGCACCCACUCGGCCUCGCUCAAAGUGCUCACCUCGCGCGGAAAUUACCUGUCAAACGUCAACGUCCGCACCGAGCAGGUCGACUUUUCCAACAGUGGAUGGGAGCGCAACAUGGACGAUCUGAUCCUCCGCGCCGCUAUGUGGCAGGACGAGCACUGGAUGGACCGUUCGGCGAUGUUGCAGGCCGGUGAGAACCGGGACACCACUGGGGCUGCCAAGGUCAUCCUGCUUAGUUUCGACCGCAUGCUUCGUCUGAAGGCGCGCUCGAAGCAGCUUGACGCCGCAAGCGAGGCUGACCUUGCGGCUAUUCUGUCCAUGGGCUCGUAA
Molecule: messenger RNA, 3696 nt
Organism: Epithele typhae
Lineage: Eukaryota; Fungi; Basidiomycota; Agaricomycetes; Polyporales; Epitheliaceae
Exons: 8
Coding region: 1-3696 (1231 amino acids)
Biological process (GO): nuclear-transcribed mRNA catabolic process, nonsense-mediated decay
Cellular component (GO): telomerase holoenzyme complex
Molecular function (GO): telomeric repeat DNA binding; telomerase RNA binding; protein binding
Source: RefSeq, a predicted model, not a curated record